UGAUUUAAUGAAACAUUUAGCAGGGGAUGAAGCGACGAACAGGCUUGAAAAGCUCCUUUUCGUUCGGUGUAAAUGGCUCCGCUGCAGCUACUUGGAAUCAGAAAAUGGCUGGCUGUUCGGGUUCGCGCGAAGCUCCUGCCCCUCGCUGGCCCAAAAGCGAUAUUUUUAGCGGUGGCUUAUAAACCGAGGUUUGGCCAGAAGCCAGCAAGUGUCCCCGUGGGCCACGCAGUGCCGCAGAACUCGAACGGAUCCCGUCACUUCGACAACUACGCGCCGUGGAAUCCGGAUGCGUAUUUCACCUGCAACCCUUUCAAAGCUGGAACGAUUCAACGGGGCUCAAACCGACCGAUGAACUACAUGACGAAACACAACGACACCGCAUAUCGAACCGCAAUCGGAUACCCAAAUCAGGAAUAA
This is a messenger RNA of Diprion similis, 417 nucleotides long. RefSeq lists its product as uncharacterized. NCBI's taxonomy places the organism in Eukaryota, Metazoa, Arthropoda, Insecta, Hymenoptera, Diprionidae. The transcript has 3 exons. The record is from RefSeq and is a predicted model, not a curated record. The coding region runs from base 73 to 417 and encodes 114 amino acids.